Messenger RNA from Arabis nemorensis, 1200 nucleotides. The record is from the annotation of a GenBank genome assembly. Lineage: Eukaryota; Viridiplantae; Streptophyta; Magnoliopsida; Brassicales; Brassicaceae.
AUGCUAUCUGCGUUGAUGAAUUUUCUGAAUGCCUGUCUCUGGCCACGGUCAGAUCAGCAGGGACGUUCAGGCUCAGAUUCUGGCGGUCGGCAAGAAGGACUUUUGUGGUACAGAGACUCCGGUCAGCACGUCUGUGGUGACUUCUCCAUGGCCGUGGUUCAAGCCAACAACUUGCUCGAGGACCAGAGCCAGCUCGAGUCUGGCUGUCUUAGCACGCACGAGUCUGGUCCCUACGGCACCUUUGUUGGCGUCUACGAUGGGCACGGUGGGCCUGAGACAUCGCGGUUCAUCAAUGAGCAUAUGUUCUACCAUCUCAAGAGGUUUACUGCAGAGCAACAGUGUAUGUCGUCAGAAGUGAUAAAGAAAGCCUUUGACGCGACUGAAGAAGGGUUCCUGUCCAUAGUUACUAAUCAGUUUCCAACGAGACCUCAAAUAGCGACAGUUGGAUCAUGCUGUCUUGUAUGCGUCAUCUGCGAUGGGACGCUCUACGUGGCCAACGCGGGGGACUCAAGGGUCGUGCUGGGACAAGUCAUGAGGGCAACCGGUGAAGCUCACGCCAGUCAGCUCUCGACUGAGCACAAUGCGUCUAUAGAGUCAGUGCGACGGGAACUUCAGGCCCUGCAUCCGGACCAUCCGGAUAUUGUGGUUUUAAAACAUAACGUUUGGCGAGUAAAAGGAAUCAUUCAGGUUUCAAGAUCCAUUGGCGAUGUGUAUCUGAAAAGGUCAGAGUUCAACCGGGAACCGCUGUAUGCCAAAUUCCGCCUCAGGGCACCAUUCAGCAAGCCGUUACUGAGUGCAGAGCCUUCGAUCACAGAGCAUACACUGCAGCCGCAUGAUCAGUUUAUAAUAUGCGCUUCAGAUGGGCUCUGGGAACAUAUGAGUAACCAAGAAGCAGUAAACAUCGUCCAGAGUCAUCCGCGUAACGGCAUUGCAAAGCGGCUGGUGAAAGUUGCGCUUCAAGAAGCAGCAAAGAAGAGAGAGAUGAGAUACUCAGACCUGAAAAAGAUUGACAGAGGCGUAAGACGGCAUUUCCAUGAUGACAUAACAGUGGUUGUUGUCUUCUUCGAUACAAGCUUAGUGAGCAGAGCCAGCCUGUGGAGAGGACCGGCUGUGUCAGUGAGAGGCGCGGGUGUGAAUCUGCCUCACAACAGCUUGGCGCCUUGCACAAUGCCCACACAAGCUGCUGCUGCUGCCUCCUGA